GUCGCGAGUGGCUGCCGCAGCAGCAGUGGCAGCGGCGUAGUGGCGGCGAGACGGGCCGAGCGCGCAAAGUACAGUGGCGCGAGGGUAACAGGAGGUCUCCGCCGUGGGUGUCGUCGCUCUACACGGAGUGUAGAUCCAUGCGACGAUGAGUCAUUGUCAACUUUUGUAAUAGACGUCAACUCGUAUUCUAAAUGAAAUAAGUGUUAAGCUCACAUUAUCGUGAUUUCCUAUCGAUCGGUGUCACAAAAACAGCCAGUAAUUUAAAAACUACACUGUUUUCAGCUACGGUCGCAAUGAGUGACAAGGUGACACCUAAUAUUUGGGUCCAAAUGUAUGUGAUAAGCAUCAAAAAAUAAAAAAAAGUUGCUGCAUCCGGUGACACUGAAAUAAAGUUGGAAGUACUGUCAAUAGGAGUGAAUAUUGCAGCAGGGUGAAUUAUUCGAAAUGAACUAAACAAAGAGCUCUAUUGCGAGAUAUGAACUGCGCACUCUGUGUCUUACGCGUGGUGAUAGCUGCACCACUCUCGUCAACAAGUUACCCUCUAGUACCGAGUGGUGUGCCUUAAAUAGUGGACUAGUGAGCAGUAAAAGUUAUAUUUUACUGUUGUUCGCAGUGCGAAAGAGGAUGUCUGACAGGCUCGUAAGUGCAAAAUGUUCUCCGCUCCACUGAAAAGUAGAGGAGGGAGUAGGGACGCAGAAUCUAUGCUGAUAGGGCACAGGAGUGUAUUAGUGUGAAAAUAGGUAACUCUGCGGCUGGCUAUGGGCGAAUCGUUUAGCAUAGAGGGCGUUGCUGCGACGGCAGCGACCGAGGGCAUAAUGCGGUUUUUGGUGGAUCAGGACACGGUGCGGCCGGCGGUGGGGGCGGCAGAGGACGCGAUCGACGCGGCUGACAUUCUGUUGUUGUCGACGGCGCUGCCGGUGAACGCGUCGGAUGACGGCGCCCCUGGAAAGGCGGGGGCAUCCAACUCUACGGCUGCGUCGGCGGCCGCGGCGGCGCUGGAGGUGGUGGCCGUGCGGCACCCGCUGUACGUGGUGGUGCCCAUGACGGUCCUCUACGCCAUCAUCUUCUUCACCGGCGUGCUGGGCAACAUGACGACGUGCAUCGUCAUCUACCGCAACAAGCACAUGCACACCACCACUAACUACUACCUGUUUAGCCUGGCCGUGUCCGACCUGCUGCUGCUCGUGUCCGGGCUGCCGCCCGAGGUGUACCAGGUGUGGAAGCACUACCCCUACAUCUUCGGGCUGACCUUCUGCCGGCUGCGCGGCCUCGCCGCCGAGACGUCGUCGAACGCGACGGUGCUGACCAUCACGGCGUUCACGGUGGAGCGGUACGUGGCCAUCUGCCACCCGUUCCUGUCGCACACCAUGUCGAAGCUGUCGCGCGCCGUCAAGCUGAUCGUGGCCGUGUGGCUGCUGUCGCUGGCGUGCGCCGUGCCGCAGGCGCUGCACCUGCAGAUCGUCGGGCCGGCCGGCAUGACGCGCUGCAUGUUCCGCGAGGAGACGGUGCACCACCUGUUCGAGAUCUCGACGUUCCUCUUCUUCGUGGCGCCCAUGACGCUCAUCACCAUACUGUACGCGCUCAUCGGGCUGCGGCUGCGGCGCUCGAGCGCCAUGAAGCGCGACGCCGGGACCUACGGCCACCGCAACGGCGCCGGCACGGGCCACCAGCACUACGGCUGCGUCGCGACGGCGGCGGACAAGGACGGCGCCCACUCGGCGUCGGCGUCCCUGACGCCGCGCCACCACCACGCCGCCGGCAGGGCUAGCCAUUCCUCGCAGUCGCGGCGCGUCCUCAAGAUGCUCGGUGAGUAG
Schistocerca cancellata (South American locust) is the source of this 1814-nucleotide messenger RNA. Its product is annotated as pyrokinin-1 receptor-like. NCBI's taxonomy places the organism in Eukaryota, Metazoa, Arthropoda, Insecta, Orthoptera, Acrididae. Gene Ontology annotation, cellular component: plasma membrane. The record is from RefSeq and is a predicted model, not a curated record. The coding region runs from base 759 to 1814 and encodes 351 amino acids. The transcript is spliced from 2 exons. Gene Ontology annotation, molecular function: neuromedin U receptor activity. Gene Ontology annotation, biological process: neuropeptide signaling pathway.